Molecule: messenger RNA, 1011 nt
Organism: Antechinus flavipes (yellow-footed antechinus)
Lineage: Eukaryota; Metazoa; Chordata; Mammalia; Dasyuromorphia; Dasyuridae
Product: olfactory receptor 151-like
Biological process (GO): G protein-coupled receptor signaling pathway; sensory perception of smell
Cellular component (GO): membrane
Molecular function (GO): olfactory receptor activity; odorant binding; G protein-coupled receptor activity
Source: RefSeq, a predicted model, not a curated record
AUGGGUCAAUUUCUAUUUUGCAUAAUAGAUUUCUUUUUCAUUCCUGCAGAGAAUCACCCCAACUCUCAAAGGAUGAUGACUACAGAGAAUCAUUCUAUAGUAACUGAGUUUAUUAUCAUGGGAUUAAAUGACCAUCCAGAGCUCCAACUUCCCCUCUUCAUCUUGUUCUUAGGAAUCUACAUUGUCUCCAUGGUUGGGAAUUUAGUACUGAUUUUACUAAUCAGAAUCAGUUCUCAGCUUCACACUCCCAUGUACUAUUUUCUUAGUAACUUGUCCUUCAUAGAUCUCUGUUCCUCCUCUGUCAUUACUCCCAAAAUGUUGGUGAAUUUUGUAUCAAAGAAAAACAUCAUCUCCUACUCAGGGUGCUUAACCCAAUUCUUUUUCUACUGUUCUUUUGCUGUUUCUGAGUGCUAUAUGCUGACAGCUAUGGCCUAUGACCGUUAUGUUGCCAUCUGUAGCCCCCUGUUUUAUUAUAACACCAUGUCCCAAAGAGUCUGCUUCCUGUUGGUGUCAGGGGUAUAUACAAUGGGCACUUUUUCAGGUCUGAUUCAAACAGCCUACUUGGCCAGACUACUGUUCUGUGGGGACAAUAUUAUCAGCAAUUACUUCUGUGACAUCCUUCCCCUCCUGAAGCUCUCCUGCUCUAGCACUUACAUCAAUGAGCUUCUGUUGAUGUUUCUGGUUGGAUUCCAUUCAUUGGUGACUACAGUACCCAUUUUUAUCUCUUAUGCUUUUAUUUUUUCCAGCAUCCUCAGUAUCCGUAAUGCAAAGGGGAGAUCUAAAGCCUUCAGUACCUGUGGCUCCCAUCUAGCAGGUGUUAUCCUCUUUUAUGGGUCCAUUAUUUUCAUGUAUUAUAAACCAGCUUCUAGUUACAAUGUAAUCCAAGAAAAGGUGGCUUCAGUGAUUUAUACUAUGGUUAUCCCAAUGCUGAAUCCCCUGAUCUACAGUCUAAGGAACAAGGAUGUGAAAAACUCCUUAAAAAAAGUCACAAAAGGUGAGGCAUUUCCCUGA